AUGAUUUUGACACAAGAAUCCAUCCUGUCUUUGCUGGUAGCAGAGGGUGGAAGAGUGAAGAAAUCCGACCUGGUUGAUAAGUUCAGAGGGUCGGUGGACACCGCGGAUCCCGAAGAAAGAGAACGGAAUAGGGAGAUUUUCAAGACUUUUGUCAACAAUGUAGCGUUUGUGAAAGAAAUCGACGGCGAACGGUAUGUUGUCCUGCGGAAAACCUAUCAGCAUUUGCUGGAAGGUCCAAAGAUCCAUGUGGAAAAACCUGAAAAUGAAAAGAUCCCGCUGACAGGUGAGCAGCAGCGCCCACCUGCGCAGGCUGGAAGCUCUGAGGAUCAGGGAGGUGUACGAUCAGCUGUUACUGAACCUGAUCAGGAAGAGGCAAGUGAAAGUAGUGACCAUCCCACAGAACUGCUUUCUCCCAUACAGAUGGCACUGCAAAGGAGUAAAUUUGCAAGUGUACGACUUAAAAGAUCACUGAAUGUUGAUGUCCAGCUGCAGGAUAGAAAGGGAAUUAACUGCUCAAAUGCGCCCGUAAAGAGCAAGCCAUAUGCCUUGCCUCUGAGGAUGCCCCCCAGCGCCACUAAAGUGGAGAUCCACAAACUUAAGCCUGACCCAGAUGAACCCGAAGAACACCCAAAAACAGAUGCUUUCAGGGACUCACCCCAGCUAAGGAGGGCAGCGAAGAGCACCAAGGCAUCAGAGGAGCACAAAGACACCAGAAUUCCCUCUGUGGUUCCCCUGGAGCACUCAGAGCAUCAGUGGCUCGUCAAUUGCGCCGCUGGCCACUGGAGCCAGGUUUACGGCCUGCUGCUCAGAGACAACCAGCUGGCCGAGAAGAAGGACUUCAUGUCAGGGUUCACUGCUCUGCACUGGGCAGCCAAAACAGGGAACAGCGACAUGCUUGUGAAGAUUAUCGAAAAAGCCAGGCAAGGAGGGGUUGACAUUGACAUCAAUGCAAAAACACACGGGGGAUACACUCCUUUGCACAUUGCUGCAUUGCAUGACAAACACUAUAUCAUUGGCAUACUGGUGAAGGAGUACGAAGCCAACAUAAGCAUCAGGGACAACUAUGGCAAGAAGGCCUACCACUAUCUCCACAAAGAUGUUUCUGAGUCUGUGAGAGAGAUGCUUUGUAAGCCCAAACCCCAGCCGGCACAGGACAGGGCCCUGCAUGAGAAAGAGGAGCUGGAUUUGUUCCCGGAUCGCUCCAAGGGCCUGCAUUCAAUAAGCCGCCUCUUUCAACCAAACGUGACAGGCCACAAAAAGAAGCACAAGCAGCGGCCGGGGCUGUACUCCCUGAACAACGACCCCAGCGAAGAAGGAGAAGACGGCGGCGCCGGCUUCAGGCACAGACUUAUGUCAGAUGUUUUUAUGUGA
Molecule: messenger RNA, 1371 nt
Organism: Pelmatolapia mariae (spotted tilapia)
Lineage: Eukaryota; Metazoa; Chordata; Actinopteri; Cichliformes; Cichlidae
Product: ankyrin repeat domain-containing protein SOWAHA-like
Exons: 2
Coding region: 1-1371 (456 amino acids)
Molecular function (GO): protein binding
Source: RefSeq, a predicted model, not a curated record